Branchiostoma belcheri (Belcher's lancelet) is the source of this 1555-nucleotide messenger RNA. RefSeq names its product glucose-fructose oxidoreductase domain-containing protein 1-like. The transcript is spliced from 2 exons. The coding region runs from base 15 to 1196 and encodes 393 amino acids. The record is from RefSeq and is a predicted model, not a curated record. NCBI's taxonomy places the organism in Eukaryota, Metazoa, Chordata, Leptocardii, Amphioxiformes, Branchiostomatidae. Gene Ontology annotation, molecular function: nucleotide binding.
CCAGACAAGGUGAAAUGCUGCCAGGGGUGGGCGUAUUCGGUACAGGAUCGCUGUCUAAAGUCAUGGUCUGCAUUCUUCAGUCUGCUGGCUUCAAAGUCGCCGCUCUGUGGGGCCGAACCAACGAUCUAGCGGAAAAGGUGGCCAAGGAGCUCGACAUACCGUUCUACACGAGUAAGGUAGACGACGUUUUGCUUCAUCAGGAUGUGGACGUGGUGUGUGUCGAGAAUCCUCCUCAUUUGCAUGCUCAAAUCGCCGUGAAAACAUUGGGGAUUGGUAAACAUGUACUGUGUGAGAGACCGGCUGGGUUGUGUCAACUUGACGCUUUUAGGAUGGUCAACGCCGCCAAAUACUACCCGACACUCAUGUCCCUCAUGACCCACGGCUUACGAUUCCUCCCCGCCUUCAUCAAGAUGCGUGAGAUGAUUCGAGACAACGAAAUCGGAGAGAUCUUGGUCUGUGAAGUUCGGGUACACUGUGGAAGUCUCCUCCACGAGAAAUACAACUGGAUGUGUGAUGAAGUGAUGGGAGGCGGAGUCUUGAACACCAUUGGGUCACACAUCGUCGACGUCAUCACCUACCUGACCAAUCAGAAGGCGGCAAAGGUGCAGGGCACCUUGAAGACUUUCCUGCAGCAGACAGAGAAGAUCAGGGGCAUCCGACACAUCACGAGCGACGACUUCUGUAGCUUUCAGAUGCAGCUGGAGAGAGGGGCGUGUGCGACGGUGACUUUGAAUUCUCACAUGCCAGGACGGUUCUUACACGAAGUCCUCAUCGUCGGAAAAAAGGGCAGCUUAGUCGUGCGCGAUGCCGACCUUUACGGACAAACCAACGACUCUUACAAGGAGGAGAUCUUAUUGGCUGACACCACGGAUGAGCUACCGAGCCUGAAAAAACUGGGCAUCACGAACCACGCCGGUGACCUCCCGGUACCGUAUCUCAAGGGGCUGCUGCGAUUGGUGGACGCCUUGAAGGAGUCGUUUGGCAAAGUGGAAGAUCGGCGGAGCUGGGCCCAGGAACCCGUGGACAUCGCGGCGACUUUCGAGGACGGGCUUUACGUGCAAACGGUGUUGGACGCCAUCCGUAAGUCCAACCAGGAGAACGGAGGUUGGCAGAAAGUUAGCAUCAUGACAGAAGAGCCUGAUCCUAACCCAUUCCUGUCCUCUGCUCUCAGACACAGCCAAGUCUCGCUGCACUGAAAUGUAGGGUUUUCCUAGCCUCUACCAGGCUUCAGGGGUGACUGGAAAGAGUCUAAAUUGGCCAAAUAGACAGGUAACAUGCCAGAGAGAAUUUGGUUCAAUAAGCGGCAAACUGUACUUUUCUAGUGGGCCAACUCCCCUGGCAUGUCAUCUGUCUAUUUCAUGGCUAAUUUCUCUAUCUCCCUCUCAAGCCUGGUAGAGGCUAGGAUUGUUCCCAAAGAUGGGUGAAAAAAAAAGAAGAAAGUUAUGGUCAUUCUGUCAUCUUGACCAAUAAAAUUGGUUUUAAAAAGCAUGAAAAACAUUAAAAAUUUCAGUCAAAUCCCACCAGGAAGUGAACAUAGGUUUGCUAAAAUGACAAA